AUGAGUUAACCUAUUUCUAUUAAUCCUUAAGAAAAAGUGUGGUAUGAUAAGGGAACAGCAUUAGCCGAUUUGAAUCAAUACCAAGAAGCAAUUUAAUGUUUGAAUGAAGCUAUUUCUAUCAAUCCGAAAUAUGAGUAGGCAUUGGUUGCUAAGGGAAAUGCAUUAAGGAGUUUGACCCAAUAUCAAGAUGCAAGUAAAUGUUAUGAUGAAGCAAUUUCUAUAAAUUUUAAAUCUGAUGCUGCAUGGAUUGGCAAGGGAUUGGUAUUAGUAGAAUUGAAUCAUUAUGAAUAAGCAAUUAAAUGUUAUAAUGAAGCAAUAUCCUUUAACCCUUUAUCUGUUAAUGCAUGGAAUAACAAGGGUUAUGCAUUAAAUGAUUUGAAAUAAUGUGAAGAAGCAAUUGAAUGUUACAAUGAAGCAAUAUUUAUUAAUCCUAAAUAUAUUAGUGCUUGGAAUGGCAAAGGUAUUGCAUUAAGAAAUUUGAAAUAAUAUGAAGAAGCAAUAAAAUGUUACAAUGAAGCAAUAUACAUUAACCCUAAAGAUGCUAGUGCAUGGUAGAACAAGGGUAUAACAUUAUAUAAUUUGAAUUAAAAUGAAGAAGCUAUUGAAUGUUACAAUGAAGCAAUAUCUAUUAACCCUAAAUAUGUUGAUGCAUGGAAUAACAAGGGUAUUGCAUUAGAUGAUUUGAAUUAAUAUGAAGAAGCAAUUGAAUGUUACAAUGAAGCAAUAUCUAUUUCCCCUAAAUAUGUUGAUGCAUGGUAUAACAAGGGUAUUACAUUAGGAAAUUUGAAUUAAUAUAAUGAAGCGAUUGAAUGUUACAAUGAAGCAAUAUCUAUUAACCCUAAAUAUGCUGAAGCAUGGAAUUACAAGGGUAUUACAUUAGGAAAUUUGUAAUAAUAUGAAGAAGCAAUUGAAUGUUACAAUGAAGCAAUAUCUAUUAACCCUAAAGUAGAUUAUGUAUGGUUUAACAAGGGUAAUGUAUUAGGAAAUUUGAAUUAAUAUAAUGAAGCAAUUGAAUGUUACAAUGAAGCAAUUUCUAUUAACCCUAAAUAUGCUGAAGCAUGGAAUAACAAGGGCAUUGCAUUAAGAAAUUUGAACUAAUAUGAAGAAGCAUUUAAAUGUUACAAUGAAGCAAUUUCUAUUAACCCUAAAUUUGCUGAAGCAUGGUAUAACAAGGGUUUCACAUUAAAUAAUUUAAAUUAAUUUGAUGAAGCAAUUGAAUGCUUCAAUGAAGCAAUAUCUAUUAACCCUAAAUAUGCUAGUGCAUGGUAUAACAAGGGUAUUACAUUAAGAAAUUUGAACUAAUAUGAAGAAGCAAUUGAAUGUUACAAUGAAGCAAUUUCUAUUAACCCUAAAUAUGCUGAAGCAUGGAAUGACAAGGGCAUUGCAUUAAGAAAUUUGAAUUAAUAUGAAGAAGCAAUUAAAUGUUACAAUGAAGCAAUUUCUAUUAACCCUAAAUUUGCUGAAGCAUGGUAUAACAAGGGUAUCACAUUAAAUAAUUUAAAUUAAUAUGAAGAAGCAAUUAAAUGUUACAAUGAAGCAAUAUCUAUUAACCCUAAAGUAGAUUAUGCAUGGUAUAAUCAAGGGUAAUUCAUUUUUAAAUCUAAAUAUAUAC
Molecule: messenger RNA, 1612 nt
Organism: Paramecium tetraurelia
Lineage: Eukaryota; Ciliophora; Oligohymenophorea; Peniculida; Parameciidae
Exons: 16
Molecular function (GO): protein binding
Source: RefSeq, a predicted model, not a curated record